Molecule: messenger RNA, 1507 nt
Organism: Arabidopsis thaliana (thale cress)
Lineage: Eukaryota; Viridiplantae; Streptophyta; Magnoliopsida; Brassicales; Brassicaceae
Gene: MYB57
Product: myb domain protein 57
Exons: 3
Coding region: 654-1274 (206 amino acids)
Biological process (GO): regulation of DNA-templated transcription
Cellular component (GO): nucleus
Molecular function (GO): sequence-specific DNA binding; DNA-binding transcription factor activity
Source: RefSeq, marked reviewed
GUUGAAAAAAAUAAAACACAUAUUUCAGACUGUAGUUUAGAUGUGGUAAAAUAUAGCAAGAAUAUAAAAAUAUCAAUAUAAGUUUCAAAAUUUAGAGAAGAAAGAACUUCAUUGAUUGUGAGUUCUAAAUAAAUAAUGGUUAGUAUAUAUUAGUGAUAGAGGGUUAGGAAGAAGUCGUUAUAUACAUAAACUCAGUGUAAUGUUUCUGUCAAGCUUUGCUUUGAUUUAAGAUUGUACUUUCUUCCUUCUCACUGUUUACAAUUCGUGUGGUCGUGAACUAAUCACGCCAAGUUCUCUCGUUUAAUUAUUAAUUUGAUGUUUAGUUUUUCUUGGCAACUUUAGAGUUAUAUAUAUGAUUAAGUUUUGUAAUCAAAUACUUCAUAUUUUCAUUGAUUUUGCAUAUUAAUGCAUAUGUUUUCAUAAAAAAAGAAAAACGAGUGUAAAGUUAUUGAUAGUUUCUGUUACUUAUUAAUUUUUAAGGUUAUGUGUAUUAUUACCAAUUGGAGGACUAUAUAGUCGCAAGUCUCAACCCUAUAAAAGAAAACAUUCGUCGAUCAUCUUCCCGCCUCGAGUAUCUCUCUCUCUCUCUCUCUUCUCUGUUUUCUUUAUUGAUUGCAUAGACAAAAAUACACACAUACACAACAGAAAGAAAGAUGGAGACGACGAUGAAGAAGAAAGGGAGAGUGAAAGCGACAAUAACGUCACAGAAAGAAGAAGAAGGAACAGUGAGAAAAGGACCUUGGACUAUGGAAGAAGAUUUCAUCCUCUUUAAUUACAUCCUUAAUCAUGGUGAAGGUCUUUGGAACUCUGUCGCCAAAGCCUCUGGUCUAAAACGUACUGGAAAAAGUUGUCGGCUCCGGUGGCUGAACUAUCUCCGACCAGAUGUGCGGCGAGGGAACAUAACCGAAGAAGAACAGCUUUUGAUCAUUCAGCUUCAUGCUAAGCUUGGAAACAGGUGGUCGAAGAUUGCGAAGCAUCUUCCGGGAAGAACGGACAACGAGAUAAAGAACUUCUGGAGGACAAAGAUUCAGAGACACAUGAAAGUGUCAUCGGAAAAUAUGAUGAAUCAUCAACAUCAUUGUUCGGGAAACUCACAGAGCUCGGGGAUGACGACGCAAGGCAGCUCCGGCAAAGCCAUAGACACGGCUGAGAGCUUCUCUCAGGCGAAGACGACGACGUUUAAUGUGGUGGAACAACAGUCAAACGAGAAUUACUGGAACGUUGAAGAUCUGUGGCCCGUCCACUUGCUUAAUGGUGACCACCAUGUGAUUUAAGAUAUAUAUAUAGACCUCCUAUACAUUUAUAUGCCCCAGCUGGGUUUUUUUGUAUGGUACGUUAUUUGGUUUUUCUAUUGCUGAAAUGUCGUUGCAUUUAAUUUACAUACGAAAAGUGCAUUAAAUCAUUAAAUCUUCAAUACAUAUGGAGGUGGUGUUUGAGUAACUUCUGGUCGUUAAAGCAUAUAUACUACUGUACUCUUUUUUUUUCUUUCAAAUUGUUGUUGUUUUUG